Messenger RNA from Gadus chalcogrammus (walleye pollock), 1089 nucleotides. RefSeq lists its product as uncharacterized. The record is from RefSeq and is a predicted model, not a curated record. The transcript has 7 exons. Bases 193 to 930 code for a protein of 245 amino acids. Lineage: Eukaryota; Metazoa; Chordata; Actinopteri; Gadiformes; Gadidae.
AUUUACCGGUCUUUCAAAAAAGACCUAAAAUAGACCUUCCAACAUACUGAACCAUACAUUCCUGUUGUCCAUUUGAAGACAGUGGUGUAGAUGAACCGGUCUCGCAGCACAUCUAAAAACAGCCUUCCUUGAAACAUUUCUAUUGUUCGAGCAAUAGACACCUUGAGCUCUUCAUUUAACAAGGCCGCUGGGAUGUUUGUUAGACUGCUCUUCUCCAUCUGCUUGCUGGUGGGGCAAAGGGCUCAUGCCCAAACUACACCCUCUUCAAAAAACAUAACAGAGGUCACUGCCCAAUCGGUGGUCCUUUCUACCGAUGGAACUACUCCUGCAACAUUCAGCAUCAUCAUAUCCAACACAACAUCUCCACCAGUGGAUGAGAUUCUUCUAACAACUCAAAAUACAACUAAUGAGUCAGCGACAGGAAGCAGCUUUCUUUUAAAGUUCACGCUGGUAACAGCUUUCGAUAUCAAUCUGUUAAACAGAUCCUCUGUGGAGUUCCAGACUUUUAAAAGCCAAACGGAAUCUUUUCUGAACGACAUCUUAUCUUCUCGAUAUGGCAAUCUUUUUAAUAUAGCUACGGUCAACAGCUUCGGCCCGGGUUCUGGGACUGUGGUGAACGCUGACCUGGAUUUCAACAAUGAAGCUGGGAUUUCAGCCGAUGCAGUGAAAAACACACUGGCAUUGGCUGCAUCAGAACUAGAUUUACCCAUCGCAGUCAAUGUUUCUUCCAUCAAUGUGAUAGCACGGAGUCCAGUCAUUGAACCAAGUCAAAAUUCAACAAUAAAAGUGUUUGCUGACGUGAGGAUCUUCAGCUCCAUAAAGCUGAAUGCAAGCAACUUAGGCUCUAUUAUUGAGGUAUUAGUGAGCGACAUUGGCCUACUGCAGGUCACUGUUAAGAAAAUUGUAAGUUGCCUUGGAGACCAGUGUUGAUACCAAGAGCCUGCUGAGUCUGCAACAACCCUUCAACCAGGGGGAUCAUAUGAAUAAACAUUAUUAAACAAAGCGUCACUGUGCUUGUAAUGAUACCAUAAUAUAAAUGCUGUUUCUAAAAGCUCAGUGAUACCAGUGAUCACUUUCAUUCAUUGUAUA